ACACACACACAGAGACAGAGAGUGAACAGCAGGACUGUCAGAGGGGCACACAGUGUCUCUCUCUCUCUCUUUGGCUGGCGAUUUCAAUCGCAACACUUUUGUCAUUUGAACCUGUCUUGGGAUCCGGGGAAAGAUCUCUCCGGAUCCCUGCCUGCCGGCAACGGGAUCCACCUCCUUGAGGAUCAGGUGGUUCUCUCAGCCCCUCGGGGAUUUUCCAGUGGAUCAUUUCACCUUGUGAUCUGGUGGAGGUGUUAUCGGUGUCAGGAGGAGAGAGAGAGGAGAAACUGUGCCCGAUUAUUGUGUCAGGAACCAACCGAUUAAUGUCCCUGGAUUUAAAGUUACGUCUUGUGGAAGGAGGAAUUGGCUGUGACCAUUCAGAAUGACAUUAUUGCUAGUCCUGUUGGUGUUCGCAGUGAGCAGCUUUGCUCAGGAUCUCCCGUCCUUACCUCAUGGAUGUACAGAGGGAAGCUGUUACCCAGCAACCGGUAACCUCCUGAUUGGACGAGCUCACAACCUAACUGCCUCAUCUACCUGUGGGAUGGAACAGCCAAGUGACUACUGUAUUGUCAGCCACCUCCAGGAAGUGGAGAAAUGUUUCCAGUGUGAUUCCGCAAUGCCAUACGAUUCUUUGAGAAACAGGAAUAGUCACCAGAUAAGGAAUGUGAUCUAUCUGACUGAUCAGAUGGAGGAGAAGACCUGGUGGCAAUCCGAAAAUGGGGAAGAGAAAGUUAGCAUCCAGCUGGACCUAGAAGCUGAAUUCCAUUUCACACACCUCAUCAUGAAAUUCAAGACAUUUCGCCCGGCUGCCAUGUAUAUUGAGAGAUCUUCAGACUUUGGCCGGACGUGGAAGGUGUAUCGUUACUUUGCUUUUAACUGCACAGUUUCCUUCCCUCAUAUCCCCACCGGCCCCCUGAGGAGGAUCGAUGAUGUUAUUUGUGACCAUCGUUACUCAGAUAUCGAACCAUCUACAAAUGGCGAGGGGGCAAUCAAAAACCAGGUGAAUGGCAACUGCAUUAAUUUCACCCUCCGGCAUGGGCUGGAAGUCCAAGAGAUUGUCAGGCGGAGGAGGCAACACCGCCAGGCAUCCUAUGCCCGGGCAUUGAGACAUCGCCAUCGAAAAAUCCGCCAACGAAAGGCGUACGUGGAAAUUGUUAAUCGGAAGCGGCCGCCGCACCAGAUGAUCACUUGGAGUGGUCAGGGAUUUGCUCGGGUCCAGGAUGGAGCAGGGUUGUUAUUUCACGUCAGUAACAUCCCGUAUGCUAUGGAUUAUAAUGUGAUGGUGCGCUAUGAGCCUGAGUCUGCAGAAGACUGGGAGGCAAUAAUUAGUAUUCACACUGUGGGUUUACCCAUCAGUCAUCGCUGUGGCAAUCUCCUCCCUCAUGGCCAACCUUACAGAGUGGCACUGCAUCACACAGAAAGGUAUGUCAUGGUUUCUACUCCCUUCUGCUUUGAGCCUGACAUCCGUUAUGAGAUCAGUGUCAGGUACCAGCGGCUCCAGGCUCCCCAGUGGAACACAAACAGUUACCUCUUGGUGGAUUCUUUGGUUCUAUUGCCCAAGUAUUCUGAGCUGCCAGGGUUUGCUGGCACAGAUCCGGUUGCAGUACAUCACCGGGAAGAGAUGGUUCGGUACAUGUGCCUGGACUCCUUUAUGAUGGCCAGCAUGCCAAUGUUGGCCGAGAUGUGUGUCAGGCUGAUAUGCAGCAUCUCCGCUAUCAUGCACGACGGUGCUCUGUCUUGUCAGUGUGAUCCACAGGGAUCCAUCAGCGCUGUCUGUGAGAAGAUUGGAGGACAGUGUGAGUGCAGGAACAAUGUGAUAGGUCGACAAUGUGACCAAUGUGCUCCUGGCUACUAUGGUUUUGGACCCUAUGGCUGCUCUCCGUGUGACUGCAAUCCUGAAGGAUCAGUCCACAGCAUGUGUGACCAGACGACUGGUCAAUGUGAUUGUCGGGCAGGGGCAAGGGGUCGUCAGUGUGACCAGUGUUACCCACAGCUCUGGGGCUUUCCAACCUGCCAACCCUGCCACUGCAAUGGACACUCAGAGGACUGCGAUUCCCAAACCGGAGAGUGCCUGAACUGUCGGGACAACACAUCUGGACGGCAUUGCCAAAGAUGUUCUGAAGGUUACUACGGAAACCCAGUUCUGGGCUCUGGAGAGCAGUGCAGACCCUGCCCGUGUCCCCAUUAUCCAGGGAGUGACCAUUACCAUGGAGUAUCCUGUCACGCAGACCUUGACUCUGAUCAGAUUGUGUGUUACUGUAAAACAGGGUACACAGGGUCUCGCUGUGAUGUCUGUGCACCCGGUUACUAUGGUAACCCUGAGGUACCAGGAGGGAAAUGCUGGCCUUGUCAGUGCAACAAUAACAUUGACCUGACUGAUCCCGGAUCCUGCCACCCAGACACAGGACAGUGCUUAAAGUGCCUCUAUAACACUGAUGGCCCUCACUGCGAGGCCUGUAAGGCCGGUUACUAUGGCAAUGCCCUCAGGCAGGACUGCAGGAGCUGUACCUGCAACUUUCAGGGCACACUGGAGUCGGAGUGUAAUUCCAGGGAGUACUGUCACUGUGAUCAGAUUACAGGACAGUGCCCUUGCAGAGAGAAUGUCAUCGGAUUGAACUGUGACCAGUGCAGACAAAACUACUGGAACUUUGGCAGUUUGCGAGGGUGUGAGCCGUGUCAGUGUCAUCCCGAAUAUUCACAUACUGCACACUGCAACAUGUUCACAGGCCAGUGCGAGUGCCGCCCAGGAAGGGGAGGUCAGACCUGUUCGCAGUGCAGGGAAGGUUACUGGGGCAAUCCGGGUCUGGAAUGUCAGGCGUGUGACUGUGAUCUGGAUGGUUCAGAGACACAGCAAUGUGAUCGGUCUACAGGCCGCUGUCUCUGUAGGGAGGGUUACACAGGCCCUCGGUGUGACCAGUGUAGCCGCAGUUACCAUGGACGUUCUCCGAGCUGUACUCGAUGCCACUCCUGCUUCGAUUUGUGGGACGAGGAGGUGAAGCAGCUAGGGGAGAGGCUGCGUGCUCUCAAGGAGGCAGUGCACCGCAUCACUGUGUCUGGGGCAACUGGAGCAGAGAACAACAGGCUCCAGGAGCUGGAGAAAAUGCUACGGGAUGUAGAGGCACUGGUCCGAGAGGAACCUGUCACCAGUCCCAGAGUUUUGGAACAGCUCAACGAUCUGGCCAACAGUCUCAGGGACGAGAUGAAGCAACUGUCACGGAGAAUGGAUACGCUGACCAAAGAUACAGCCAGGAUACAGACAGAAAACAGCGAAGCAGAAAGGGACAUAAAGCAGCUGGAGGAGGAACCGAGGAUUCUGAACGUGUCACGCAUCGAGAAAACAAAGGAGCUGCAGAAAUUUAUCACAUCAAACUUCAAAGAGCUCUAUGAUUCAAUGCUCAAGUAUUACCAGGAAUCCUGUGAAGCUGAGAGAGUGGUGAAUGGAUCAGUAUAUGGUCCGUAUAGCCCAGUCGCACAGUCAGAGGACACAAGGCGUGAAGCAGAGAGACUCCUUCAGGAACAGGAAAACACCUUUCGAAAGUCAAUGGCUGCUCAGAGGAAGCAGCUGAAGGAUUUGGAGAAUAAAGUCAAGGAGCAAACGGUGGAAAACAUCAAUGAGAAGGUCUGUGGUUCGUCCAGGGGCCAGAGCUGUGAUACAGACCCGUGCGGAGGUGCCAACUGCCUGGAUGAUGCGGGGAAUCGUCAGUGUGGAGGGGAGAACUGCCCUGGGGCUCUCAGUAAAUCUACAGAGGCUCUGCAGAGAGCAACUAACUCAAGCAUCAUGCUGCAGGACAUUCAGAACGAACUUGACUCGGUCGCUCAAAAGAUUGAGGAGAUACACAGCCAAGCAGACAAGGCGAAAUCCAAAGCUGCUGAAACACUGCAGAAAGCCGCCAACACAAAAAACCUCAUCACAGACACGGUGGACGAUCUACGCAAAUUCAUUAAGGCAGUGAAAGACUUUCUCAAUGAGGAAGGCGCAGACCCAGAAAGCAUUGAGCUGCUGGCCAACAUGGUCCUGAACAUCUCGUUCCCUGUCAGCUUAAUGGACAUUCGCAAGAUCCUGCAGGACAUUAAAGACACCAUGGCACACAUCAAGGACGUGGACACAAUCCUCAAUGACACAUCGCGGAAUCUGCAGGUCGCUCAGCAACUGGCGCGACAGGCUGAGAAAGUGAAGAUUCGAACCACAGAGUUGAAAGGUGACGUAACUGAGGCAAAGCUCACUGUUGAAGAUGCAAAAUCCAAGGUGGCUUUAGCUGAGAAAUCACUGGGAAAGGCCAAGAAUAACACUUCUGACGCUGAGGAUUCUAUCAGGAAGCUGGACAAUUUUCUGAACGUCAUCGAGAGUCAAUUGAUGGAAAUGAUGGAUCGAUUUGUGAACCUGUCCACUGGAGUCCAAAUGUUGGAAAAUCAAACCAUUGCCAACAGGAACAAAGCACAAGACUUACAGAGUGAAGUUGCUGCCAUUCGAAAGAGGACAGACCGACUGCACAACAAUGACCUGAAGGAGGUGGAGAAGCUUUAUGAGAAGCUGAGAGACAAAAUCAGCUCGCUGGGUAACGGUACUGAAGAUGGGAAUGAAAGAGUGAAGAAAAUCAAAGAGGAGGCGGAGAAACUGAGAAACCGUGCGACAGACAGCCUGGCGAGGCUGAACGCUUUGGAGAAGAAGUUUAACAGGAAUAAGCGAGUGAUGACAGGGAAGUUAGACAUGUUGCAGGAUUUGGAAAAGAACGUCACAGAACUGCUGGAAUACAUCCGGGAGAGGUCACAGUAUUACGGCUUUUGCUCAUAACAGAGGCUCUGGCUGUCUGUAGAUUCUCCUGUUUCUGUCUCUGAUUCAGCUCCUAUUCCUGAAUUUCUAUUUGGCAGCUGCUGCAACAGGUGCUUCCUGUCUGCUACUGAUGGGGUUAUGACUGACCUGUACUGCCUCCCCACCCUGACGCCUGUAAAAAUGCACAAGUCGGCUGAUGGGCGGCAGAAGGCAUAGUAGCCCAUAGCCUGGGUUUGUACUUUGUUUCUUUGCUUACAGCUGAAACUUUAUCCAGACAGAAAUAUGUGGGCCCUGUGUUUUUGUUGUUUGUUGUGUCUGUCACACAUUAUUGUCUUGCUUUAAAAUACAAACUGUACUCUGAAACAUUUGAUACUGUUAAUUAUGUAGGAGAAUGAGUCCAGCGCUCUCUUCAAAAUGUGCCUCAAAGUGUCAAAUCGAUUAGUGUCUCACAAUUCCAUUUGGCUUUGAUUUUUGUGACAUUUUUCUCCAGAAUAUUUCCCUCGCCCACACUUGUCUGUCUUGUUUUCCUGCUGAUUGCAGUAUCAAAGGUUCCCACACACCUCCCACUCUCCUGGCUCACUGGAAGUGACUCAAGGAACCCACCCCCCCACCACCGACCCCAGUCUCUGCAUUUCAGCCCUGGGCUAAAGUCCUGAUGUGCUGAAUCCCUCUCCCGGCUGCUUAUGUCAAACGCUGUGGGGUGGGGGCUAUUCAGGAGCAGAUUGUAUUCGGCAGACAGUGUUCAGUGUCCCCAGCCUGCCCUACACAAACCCAUAGGCAUGUACCACCCUCCCCCAGGUUAGUGGGCAGUCACGGGGGAGCAGGAUUUAAUGUUCUUCUCUCAGGGUGGGGGCAUUUAAUCAGCUCGGCAGGUGGUGAUUGGGGAACUCCUGUCUUCCUGCCUCCAAGCGGAUUUAGUCCAUCGGAGGCUCCCACACCCCCAUCAACCUGGGCCCUUUAACUGGGGGAGGAGGCAUUUGUUUAUUUGGAGCAUCAUACCCAUCAGGUCUGAUCGCAGCCUGUGGGAUAUCUGGCACAUUUAGCCAUAGGCCAACAUAGCAAAGUGUCUUAAGGUAGGCAUUACAUAGAAUAAAAUAGCAGAGAGAGCCUGGCCAUUCAGCCCAAUUCUGUGCUGCUGUUUAUACUUCAUGAUGCUUGACUCUUAACUGCCCUCUGAAACGGCCACUCAGUUCAAGGGCUAUAAGGGAUGAUCAGUAAAUGCUGGCCCAGCCAAUGACACCCACAUCCUACAAACAUACAAAAUAAAUCCCCACUUUGAUUUUAUUUGGCAACAGGCCACUGAUUUGUACAGGUAGAGGAGGGGCUGCUUCAGGCUAGAGUUCUUGGAGGAGCUGAAAUGUAACUGUUCACUUGGGGUUUUUUGUGCCCAGCUGUCCGUUAGUGCCUUUCAAUGAGACUAUAAAAACUGUAAACAUCUCUCAAAUCUUAUCACAUGGUUCUCAAUGAACCUGUGACAUUUACUGCAAAGAAAAUACUGCUCUGUUACAUUGUAUGUAUGAAGAUGGGAGAAAAUAGUAUUUGGUUUGACACAUCAUUGCAGACAAUGUAUUGCCAUACUCCAACUGCAUUAAACCAUAAAUAAAAUGAAUAUUUUUAAAUAAU
Molecule: messenger RNA, 6391 nt
Organism: Rhincodon typus (whale shark)
Lineage: Eukaryota; Metazoa; Chordata; Chondrichthyes; Orectolobiformes; Rhincodontidae
Product: laminin subunit beta-1-like
Exons: 27
Coding region: 380-4789 (1469 amino acids)
Biological process (GO): basement membrane assembly; cell migration; substrate adhesion-dependent cell spreading
Cellular component (GO): laminin trimer
Source: RefSeq, a predicted model, not a curated record